AUGCCGUCAGUCACCUUCUCACAAACCCCCGGGCCACUGGGAGAACUCUUCACAUCGUUCGGGGUAUCGCAUGCUGCCAAAAUUCCCUUGUCGGGUAGUUUGGUCGUCACCUCGGGGCAGCCUGGGUUCGACCUUCAAACGGGCGAACUCGUCACGACCUCUCUCCGAGACGAGAUUGAAGCCUGUUUCAAUUGCGUGGAUGCCGCUCUCAAAGCCUCCGAUGUCAAACUUGGUCUCGCUGGAGUGCACAAAUUCACCUGCUUUCUCACCGAUGUUCGCCAUGACGCUUUGAUGAUGGAAAUCUGGAACGCUAGGAUGCCGGAUCACCAUCCUACCUGGGCGACUGUGGGUAUUUCCGCCCUCGCCAUCCCCGGGAUGCACAUUGAGCUACAGGCAGAAGCAAUCAUCCUCGAAUAG
Messenger RNA from Ilyonectria robusta, 417 nucleotides. Its product is annotated as Endoribonuclease L-PSP/chorismate mutase-like protein. The transcript has a single exon. Lineage: Eukaryota; Fungi; Ascomycota; Sordariomycetes; Hypocreales; Nectriaceae. Gene Ontology annotation, cellular component: cytosol. Gene Ontology annotation, molecular function: deaminase activity. The coding region runs from base 1 to 417 and encodes 138 amino acids. The record is from RefSeq and is a predicted model, not a curated record.